Teleopsis dalmanni is the source of this 1351-nucleotide messenger RNA. RefSeq names its product proton-coupled folate transporter-like. Gene Ontology annotation, biological process: transmembrane transport. Gene Ontology annotation, cellular component: membrane. The record is from RefSeq and is a predicted model, not a curated record. Gene Ontology annotation, molecular function: transmembrane transporter activity. NCBI's taxonomy places the organism in Eukaryota, Metazoa, Arthropoda, Insecta, Diptera, Diopsidae.
CGCAUAGAAACUGAAGUUCAACCUUAUGUAGCACGAAUUCUUAUGGCCCGUUCUCUACUAGAAAGCAUAAUACCAGCAUUUGUGAGUUUAUUUAUUGGUCCUUGGUCAGAUAAAUUUGGAAGGCGACCAAUAAUUUUAACAACAUUCACAGGUUACUUCUCCGGGUUUGUGAUACUGACUACCCUUGCGUUUUUAUCGACUAAAGUUGUGAUAUCUCCAUGGUUAUUUUUACUAUCAUCCGUACCAUCUGUAUUAAGUGGUGGUACUUGCGCGCUCAUAACUGGUAUUUAUUGUUACAUAUCCGAUGUUGCGAAACCAAAAGUAAGAGCAGUACGUAUGGUUCUUAAUGAGGCUUCACUUUGCGCUGGCAUGAUGAUUGGUAAUGUAGCCAGUGGCUAUAUAUAUGGCGCUACCAAUGUGGUAACAGUUUUCUUUAUAUCAGCCAUAUUUAUGGUGUUAGCAUUACUUUAUGUCUAUAUUUUCGUGGUGGAAAGUCUUACUGUAGAACAGAUACACCCUGGCUCUAAAAUACGUCAAUUUUUCCGUUUCGAUUUGGUGAAAGAUCUUGUACGUACUUGCUUCGAAAGACGACCAAGCUAUGAUCGUGCAAUUAUUUGGUUAACAAUGAUGUCUUUGACAAUAGCCAUAUUUACUAUGGAGGGUGACAAUAAUGUUACAUAUCUUUUUGUGCGGAAGAAGUUUGAUUGGACUCUGAAAGACUACAGUUUAUUUAGUGCUGCUCGCAUUGUAGUCCAAAUUGUAGGCAGUAUUUUUGCCAUGAUAUUUUUAAAAAGGGUAUUGAAGUUCUCUAUAAUUACUAUGACGAUGAUUUCUUUGGCUUGCUGUGUGCUUGAAAGUACAGUACGUGCCACUGCAAUCGUUUGGUGGGAAAUGUACUUAGGCCUGAGUUUAGGUUUUAUGCGCGGCAUAAUGGGUCCUAUGUCUCGUGCGAUUUUAUCACAUGUUGCACCAGCAACUGAAGUUGGUAAAAUAUAUGCUUUAACAACAUCUCUGGAGUGCGUAUCACCACUUGGUGCAGCUCCUCUAUAUACUUUAGUAUAUAAUUUAACGCUAUCAUAUUAUCCUGGAGCAUUUAACUUUAUAAGUGCUGGACUUUAUCUACUAUGCUUUACAUUAAUAUCCACAAUUUAUGGCAUACAAAAAUCGAUGGGUAGUACUGCUGCUUAUGAGGCUAUCGGAAGUUAGUCACAAUUUUAGAUACAUUUUAAUCAGGAUUAAAUUUUAGAAACAUUUUAUCGUAUCAAAGUGAUCUUUCUUUAUGACUAUAGUAUUUGUAUAAUGAAAUUUAUAAAUCUAUUAAAUGUAUAUUUAAAAUAAGAUAAUUUAAAUA